This is a messenger RNA of Triticum dicoccoides, 1652 nucleotides long. RefSeq names its product 3-ketoacyl-CoA synthase 5-like. Bases 14 to 1492 code for a protein of 492 amino acids. The transcript has a single exon. The record is from RefSeq and is a predicted model, not a curated record. Lineage: Eukaryota; Viridiplantae; Streptophyta; Magnoliopsida; Poales; Poaceae. Gene Ontology annotation, biological process: fatty acid biosynthetic process. Gene Ontology annotation, molecular function: acyltransferase activity, transferring groups other than amino-acyl groups. Gene Ontology annotation, cellular component: membrane.
GCUGUUAAACACCAUGGGCUGUUCACCGCAUGCGAAGCAUUUCCUAGGCAUUGUUAUCUUGUUGCUUGCAUGCACCAUCGUCCACAACGCGACAGAGCUGAGUCUUCCCAUGCUGCUCCUGCGCUGGUUUCACGAUUUCCCAUACACCCACCACCUCCUCCUGAUGGGUCUUCUUCCCGCCACCGUGGCCGCCAUAUUCCUGACCUUGAAGUUGCGUCCCUGUACCGCAUACCUCAUCGACUAUGCUUGCUUUAAGGGUAGUACCAACUGCCGCGUCCCGAUUUCCACCUUCAUUGAGCAUAUGCACCUGACACCGUUCUUGGACGGUCGCAGCAUCAAGUUCAUGACGCGCGUGCUGGAACGCAGUGGCAUCGGCAACGAGUCGAACCUGCCCCCCACUAUCCACUACAUCCCCGUGUACCGAAGCUUGAUGGAAGCCCGUGCUGAAGCAGAGCUGGUCGUCUUCUCUGCCAUUGACGACCUGUUCGCGAAGACUGGCGUUGCCCCUAACGCCGUGAGCAUACUCGUCGUCAACUGCAGCGUAUUCGCCCCAGUGCCGUCCAUCAGCGACAUGAUCGUGAGCAGAUACAAGCUCCACCAUGACAUCCGCUGCCUAAACCUAUCAGGCAUGGGGUGUAGCGCGGGUGUGACGGCGGCGGGCCUCGCGACCAGGCUACUGCAGGCGACGCGGCGGCACCAUGGUGCGCAGUACGCUGUGGUCGUCUCCACGGAAACGCUCACCUCCAACUUCUACGAGGGCAAGGAGCGGCCCAUGCAGCUGUCCAACAUGCUAUUCCGCGUGGGUGGCGCUGCCGCGCUCCUGUCCACGUCCAAGGAAAAGGCACGGUUCCGUCUCACGCACUUCGUGCGAACCAUCACGGGUGCCGCAAGUGAUGCCGCCUACAAGUGUAUCUUCGAGGAGGAGGAUGCCGAGGGACACUUAGGUAUGAACCUGUCCAAGGACCUCCCGGCCGUCGCCGCCGAUGCUCUAAAGGCCAACAUCACUGCCAUCGGGCCCCUCGUCCUGCCACUCGCCGAGCAGCUGCUCUUUGCAUUACAUGGAGCAGCGUCUUUCGUAUGGAGCAAGCUGCCCAUCGACGCCAAGCGGGUCUUCAGGCCGUACGUCCCGGAUUUCCGCAAGGCGUUCGAUCACUUCUGCAUCCACACCGGGGGCCCUACGGCCAUCGAUGGUGUACAGCGCAUCCUCGGGCUAUCGGACGAACACGUGGAGCCGGCGCGCAUGACCCUUUACCGGUUUGGGAACACAUCAAGCAGCUCAGUGUGGUACGAGCUGGCGUACGUCGAGGCCAAGGGCCGGAUGUCCAAGGCUGAUCGUGUUUGUAUGAUUGGGUUUGGGUCCGGGUUUGAGUGCGUUAGCGCUGCGUGGGAGUGCAUUAAACCGGCGGACGAGCCGGACAAAGCAUGGGCUGAUUGCAUACAUCGAUACCCGGCCGGUGAGCAUUCCCGUGCGCCGGAGAUCAUCGAAUGCUAGCUACCGCGCUCGCCACGUACGUAGCCCCUGCGCUGUGCAGUGCGCAUUAUAUUCCCUUCAUUCCAAAAUACUUCCUUCGUUCCGAAUACGGAUGUAUCUAGACUCAUUUUAGUGCUAGAUACCUCCGUAUCUAGAUAAAUCUAAGACAAGUAAUUCGGAA